This is a messenger RNA of Carassius auratus (goldfish), 2785 nucleotides long. Its product is annotated as troponin I, slow skeletal muscle-like. Gene Ontology annotation, biological process: skeletal muscle contraction; cardiac muscle contraction. The record is from RefSeq and is a predicted model, not a curated record. The transcript has 8 exons. Gene Ontology annotation, cellular component: troponin complex. Bases 1534 to 2067 code for a protein of 177 amino acids. NCBI's taxonomy places the organism in Eukaryota, Metazoa, Chordata, Actinopteri, Cypriniformes, Cyprinidae.
UUUUUUUAAUGGAUGGGCGCUUUUAAUUAAACUUCUUUUGGUUUUUUGAACGGCAACACCCGCUGAGUGACAUUAAACAGCUUGAAAGAUUAAGUAACUCCAACUGGAUUCAUCUGAAAGAAAAAAGUCAUAUACACCUAGGAUGCCUUUGGGGUGAGUAAAACACAGACUAAUUUACAUUUUUGGGUGAACUAACCCUUUAAGAGGUUUCAGUCAUACAGCCAGCUUCUGAGUCAUACUAUUCUCCUCUGGGUUUGUUUAGAAAAUCAUUCAAUAUACAGCAGCAGAACUGACUGUGAAUAUGUGUAUUUCUAGCAGGAACACCUUAGCAACUGCCUAAAUUCCAUUGCAACCAUCCAGACCACUUUUACAACCACCCAGCUACAACAACUAACUAAGGCCCUGUUUACACCUGGUUUUAAAAUGCAUUUUUGUCAAUCUGAUCUCAAGUCCAAUCAAGGAUUUGAAGCCAACAUUCAAGCUUUGUCUUGACACAUUCUCGUUUUCUGGAUUAUUAGUUUGCAUUGUUUAAACCCACUAUCUUUCAGUUGCCAGCUUAGGUCAUUAACCUGUAUUAUCCUCCUAGUUUCAGGGCUGGGGUCGUGUUAUCAGUGAUGACAGUGAAGAGCGUGAAAACCAGUCCUCCUAAAAAUAAACGUGGCACACAUGUAUUCACAACACCACAAACAAAAGCGCAUGAGUGAUGUGUCAUGGGACGCUUGUGUCCACUCCAUCUCUCAGUGCCUGUCGACAGCUGCCACUUUCAUACUCCAGAUUCCACUAAAGGUGGAUGUCCUUCUACCAUCCCCUCUUUAUGUACGCAAAAGCCAAACCAGGUUUGCCAUGUAGUCCGUUGCCGAACCAUAAAAACCCUUUUCAAUGCAUUAUGCGGUCAUCCGUUUAUCGAUCUGAGGCUUUUAGACCAAAAGUUGCCCUCUGAACCUGCCUCAAACCCGAUAUGGAGAUAAAUGUUCUCAGUGUGGCUCUUCCCCCCUGUUUUUAUGACUUAAAUGCUAUGAUCUAUUUUCACAUUCUUCCCAGCAGUCUCGAGGUGAUAUUCACCUGUAAUUAAUGCCACACUCGACUGAACACUAGGACUCUCAUUUGAAAUUCAGACCUCCGAGCAUUUGUGAAUUAUAGCGGGAGACCAUAAAAUGCUCAAUUAACCAAUUACGUGCAUUUAUAUUUGACCGUAGGACACCCGGAGCCUUUGUUGUCUUUGGGGUGGCCGUGAGAAUCUUAAUCACCUGAAUAUAUGAAUUACAACUUAUGGGAAUUUGUAAAACCUGAAAAAGCAUUCUCUGUGCUAGAUCAGCCAUUCAUUUCGUUUUUCCAAUUCUGGAACAAUGGUGUGGCAAAAGCUGGCAUUCAUGGGAGGCGCUGCACUGAGUUAUUUUGGUUGACCAUUCACAUGUGAGAGGAGAGGCACGGAUCAAUCACUGAAAAUCACACUACACCAUCUCUCUCUCUACCAUUACUCCUCUUUUCAAGCUCCUGGUCUCCUCUUCAAAGGUCACAUAGCGUAUUGCAGCAAUGUCUGAAGGACCGAAAAAGGCCAGAUCCAAGUACUCCGCAACACGCAGACUUCUGCUGAAGAGCAAACUGCUGAAAAAGGCAGAAAGCUUGCUGGUGAAAGAAAAAGAGGAGAAGGAAUUGGAGAGAGAAAACACCCUGAGGGAGAGAGCGCCGCCCCUCAACCUCUCGGGCCUGUCUGUCCAAGAAAUGCAGGAGCUUUGUAGAGAUUUGCACCACAAGAUUGACAUUGUGGAUGAAGCACGAUAUGACCUCAAUAUAAAAGUCGCCAGAAAUGACGCAGAGAUUCUCUCAUUAACCCAGAAGAUCUAUGAACUGAAAGGAAAAACGAAACGGCCGAACUUGAAAAGGGUGAAGAAGUCGGCAGAUGCCAUGCUGGGAUCGCUCUCAGACACCAGAGUCGACUUCAAAGCCAACCUCAAAACAGUUAAAAAGGAAGAAGAAAAGAAGGAGGAGGUCACCGACUGGAGGAAAAACGUGGAGGCCAUGUCAGGCAUGGAGGGCAGGAAGAAGCUUUUCAAUGCCGGACAGUAGACAGCAGCAAGUCUUUUCAGCUGACAAGAGGUUGCAAAGGAUAAAGUGUUAUUGUGAUACAAAGCUCAUGUUGUUAGUUUGAAUUUUAAUCACAUUCAACAUUGUAUGGUAAAUUACUCACCGUCAGGCAUCCAAGGUAGAUGAGGAGAAAUGUAGCAUUAUAUCAAUUGCUCACCAAUGGAUCCUCUGCAGUGAAUGGGUGCCGUCAGAAUGAGAGACCAAACGGCUGAUAAAAACAUCACAAUAAUACACACGUCUCCAGUACAAGUGAUACAAUGCUACAUUUAUCCAAAUCUGUUCUGAUGGAGAAACAAACUCAUCUACAAAUGUUUUGGCACAUUUUAAUUUUUUGGGUGAACUCUUUCUAUAAAUAGCGAUUUGCGGUUCAAAAAUUUGGGGUUGGUACGAUUCUUGAAAUGAAAAAGAAGUCGCUUAUGCUCACUAAGGCUCACUUUAUUUGAUCAAAAAUGCAGUAAAACAGUCAUAUUGCAAAAUAAUACAUUUAAAAUAACCGUUUUAUAUUUGAAUGUAUAUUUUUAAGCUCAUGUUUGAAUUUGAAUCAUCUUGAACAUUAUUUUAUGGAAAAUUAUUAAUUUAAUAGUCAGCCAGCUAUGGCUUGCACGUGAUAUUAAAUUGUGAUUUGCUGUGAUUAAAAUGUGUAAAAGCUGUGCUGUCCAUAGAGAGGGAUUAAAUAAUAGAACAACCUCAUAGUCAUAUC